CCGAGAAACCUCGAGCACAGAUGGAGCACGACGGGAAACCGAGAGACGAGCCCCUGUGGAAGCGGCGAGAAGCAUCCUCUGAAAUAGAAACAUAAGCUGCCCCCUUCUGCAGCAGAAACGGGAAAACGGACGCAAGAAAAAAAGCAACAACAAAACCGACAGUCAGUGUCAUGCUGCUUUCGCGUUUAAUAAAAUCACGGAAGAGUCAGGGAAGGUUGUGAGUGAGUGAGGGGGUGGAUCUUUGCAGAGAAUGAAAUCCAAGGCGCUUGUUGUCCCAAGUGAAUUGAUUUGAAGAGCUUGCAGAGACACAGAGCGACCGGGAUGCCGCCCAACAUCGCUCCUCCUAUUCAUCCGCGAGGUUAAGUUUUCCUGAUCACCCUCCUUCUGUGUGAGUGUGUGUCUGAGUGUGUGUCUGAGUGUGUGUCUGAGUGUGUUAUGGCAUCUGUGAUGGACGAUUCCUACCGUAAGGUGCUGUUGCUAGGGGCCAUCGCUGCAGCGUCAGCCUUUGUGGUCACCAUCGUCAUCGUGGUGGUUUGUGUGGGCUGCCAAAGGAAAAACAAGACCAAGCAUCCUCCGGCCAAUGGAGAGAAGGGCUCCUCAGUAGACCUGGGUGCUCUCCAUCAGCCCAAGAACAGCUCCAUCAGUAAAUCUGACACUAGGCUGCAUGAGAUCAACCGCUUGCCCCGCAACGGCAACAGUGGGGGUAAGAACCGUCCUGCCAGUAUGGACCUUCUCCUCCUCCACAGCCAUCGCUCCACCUCUGACCUCCGCCCCCCCCUUGUCCGCCAGCUCCCCCAGAUCCCCACCAGCCCCGAGGGGGAGGGAGACAUCCAGAGGGGAGGAGAAGAGGGGGUCAGAGACCCCACCUACACUGAGGUGGGGAUCCGGAACUCACCCAUCCGCUGCUUUGACAAUGGGCUGUACGAGAGUGUAGGGGUUAGAGAGGUUGACACGGUGCCCCCAGCUCCCCCACCCACAUCAGCCAACACCCCAGCAACACCGAGGACCUCAAAGAGCCCCAACGGGACCCGCACUGACGAUGUCCUCAAUGGGAACAGAAACACGAAUGGGAAUGGAAAUGCCAGAGGAGCUGUUAAUGGGAGCAGCAGAGGAGGGAAGGGGCCCAACGGUGCUAACGGAUCGGCCCUGGCCCCCCAGGACCCCGUAACGGCAGAGUACGCCUCCAUACGGAAGGUAAAGAAGGUGGACGAGGCAACCAAGAAGGAGAACGUGAAUGCAGAGUCAGAUGGCCAAUCAAGUGUGGGAGAGUCACCCUCUGCCCCGCCCCCUCCACUGCCCCGCAGCCAGGAGUUUCUACAGAAACAGCUGUGUCCAUUCCACCUGCACGUCUUCCCGAAGGAGGCAGUGUUCAUGGGGAACGGAGAGCAGUACAUCUGGAAGCCCCCAGAGGACAAUGACAUCAUCGCCUUGCACCCAGCGCCUAUACCCCCGGGGGAGAAUGGACAGGGAUACACACCCACAGCCAUGGAGAUUUCUGACACCUACUCCACUGUGUGUAAAACCCAGAAGAAGAAACCUCCCCCGGACAACAAUGGAGCCAAUGCCCUCCCCCAAAACCAGUGCUCUGUGGAGGAGAAUGGAGGACGUGGGGGAGGAGGAGGAGGAGGGAAUGGGGCGUGGGUCGGUUCCGGGGGAGGGGUGAGGAGUCGUGGCCGGGGGAUCCAGGGUGGUCAGGCCCGAUCCCACGAGGAGCCCUGCUACGCGCCAGUUGGCGACAGGACCUGGCCCGCCUGUGUGGUAGCCAAGUCUGCCCCGGCGUACGCCACUAUAGACUCCCGGAAACGUGAGCCUGCAGGUACCAAUAUUGGUGUAAUGGGGUCAAACGCCACACUGAAGCCCAAGAAGAAGCCUCCUCAGCAGGAAGCGCCGUCUCCAGGGGCCCCGGGCCCCCAGGGACCUCCAGCAGGUCCCCCAGCUCCUCUAACCAAGGCCCUGCCUGGGGGGGAGAACUUCUAUGAGACCAUCAGUGAUGUAAAACAGGGUGCUAACACAGCCAGCACCACCACCAUCUUCACCUUCAACGACGGGAUGGAGAUGUACGUCACUGGCCUGUAGCUGAGAGACACUGGCUCACACACUGUGGGGAUCAGACCUGUUUGGGUUCUUCUGACCCUGUCUACACCUGGUAUGAGCUAUGAAAGGGAUUGGCAACAAUGCAUAUAGCAAUGAGACCCACUGGUGAAACCAAGCAUCGGAAGUCACUUCCAUAAUACAAUGUCUCCAGUGAUAUGAUUGUGGCCACAUCCAGUGACAAAAGAAGAAGACAAUGUUUGGAGGUGGAUGUGGAGGCAUUCACCAGGUUUAGACAAGGUCUCUGACCCAGGGGCAGACACCAGACCCAACCAGUGGUGGAAAUGGACUUUUUGGUUCACUGACUGGGGGAUUCCAGAUAGGGUUUCCAGUGCCUGUCGUAGCUUUGAAAUGAACCCAGUUCCAGGGGUUCCUCCUCAUUUACACCACUGGACCAACAGAACCAGAACUACUCUACGUCUUUGAGAUGUAUCACAGAGCCAGUCUGGCUAACCCAGUCUGGCUAACCCAGUCUGGCUAACCCGAGCCUGAAUCAUUCGAGCCAGACUCAAACAACUGGUCCAACAAGACAAGACUGAGCAUCACGUUUUGCACUGGAUAACAGUGUCACUAUUCACUUUACCUUACCUUACACACCCAUUUGUGUGACAUUUGACAUAUAUAUUUAUUUUUGUAUAAAGAUGGUACCCUUAAUAAAGCAUGCCCUGUACAGAACGCACGACAUGAUAACACGCAAUCACAGAUACAUGUGCAAACACACACACACACACACACACACACACACACACACACACACACACACACACACACACACACACACACACACACACACACACACACACACACACACACACACACACACACACACACACACACACACACUGUAGGAAAACAUUGUUGUGCAUGAAAACACACAUUCUCACAAAGAUGACAGAGGAAAAAAGUGUGGAAGACACCCGGGUGGCUUCACUUAGAAGUCCCCACUCCCUGAUGACAUAAUCGAUGGUGUCACUGGUAGCUUCACUUAGAAGACUACUGACUAACUACAUUAGGGGUCUUUUUCUACGGCAAUACAGGGGUAAUACAGGCCUACUUCAAACAUUUUAUAUAUUUUUUGUUAAUAAUUCUUAUUAAAUACAUUUCGAUUGAUCAGGUAGCACCCCUACUUCACACGGCUAUGUUUAUAUUGUUCCUUUCUGUUCCUGUUUAAAUAUAUAUAUUUUCUUUACAUUUAGCUCAACAUUAAAUGACUUCACCAAUCAGUGCGGAUGGAGCGGGCAAGCUAUUUACAUGCAUUGGACAGACGAGUGUUGAGCACAAUAUGCGACUGAAAUUUGGCCAGUGGGGAGUGAGCGAGAGAGGGUGAAGAAGGCUUGGCUUGAUGAGCUGGGCAUUUUGUUGUUAUGAUAUGCAUUAUCGGAAUUAGGGCCACAAAAUUAUACUUACGGAGGAGUGGCUUGAAGGAACUUAGAAUGUCUUUGAGCUUCAGAGAGUUGGCUUAAUGUUGGACCAGCUAGCUAGCUAACUAACAAGCUUCUGUGUGCAGAGCGGCACCAGAAUGAAAAGACGAACAUGUCUUACCUUUUUGUGGUUAAUAAAUGUGAAAAGUGAUAAUUAUAGUAUCCUUAACUAGCAUUGAAAAGGUUCAUCGAUUCUUCUCUAAUAAAAACAUCUCUCUCUAAUUUCUGAAUCAUGCUUGUAACAUCAGUAGACUACUAGACUAUACUUCGGAGGGGGAAGGACAGGUUGCCUACACAUGCACACACACUGGCAAAGAUUUUCAGCUGGCAGAAAGACGUUUCGAGUGACAUAGUGAGGGCUGCAUAGGCGCUUUGUUGCGUUUUUUUGUGGGAAUGUAAAAGAAAUGCCCGGAACGUAAGAUAACAUUAUUAACCAGUUCCCAUACUUUUAAAAUAACAGUUCUGUUCCGGAAUAGUAUAUAUUGCAGUUGUGAUUCUGUACAUCUAAAUGUUUAGUUAUUUUACAGGUUUUUGGUUGUGUUCUCUGAACCGUUUCCAACCCCUGACGGUAACAUACUCUAACCUGGACGAGGCGCUCUCGUCUCAAACUCAACACUCUCCUGUACAACUUUUCCUGUUUGGUGUUCAAGGUAGAAAUUGCCCCUAACCACAGAUCUACAGUCCAUACAUACAGUACGCUGAAGAUGUCUUGUAGCUGUACGUGGCUUUGGAUGAAAACGGUAUGGUGGUAAGGGAGUAUACUGUAUACGUACGUCUACAUAGAGCAAUCAUUCACUAUACAUCUGAAAUACAUCUAUCAGACUUACAUGCAGGGAUUUUGAGCAACUUUAUUUUAAUCAUGUAGAUAUUAGUCUUGUAGAGAUGUAUCGAGCUCAUCCGGGUUGAUAGGUCAGGGUAAAAUGGCCACCGUUGUUCUUGUUGUCAGUGGUGACACAGUUCAAGCGAAGCAGUGGUCCACCUCAAGUUGCCUCACGCUGUUAAUUCCAUCCGGAACUAUUGAGCUUUGACCACAGUGACUGACCACAGAGCAACAACUGACAAACUUAUUGGGAUAGUUCAACCCCACACCUAAGUCCUCCCUUUUCACAUCUCAAAAGAGGUCUAAUGUUGAGUUGAAUUCAUAUACCACAAGGUCUGUGGUGUAGAGCCUUGUAGAGAAAUUCGCAGGACUUAUGUUACAGACACACAGAGAAAUCGGACUGCAGAUAGGUACUUAGCACAGUAGAAGGCUGCAGUGGUGUGUCUAGAACAUGUUGAAUGGGUGGACAAGGUGGGGCACAGACCCAGUUUAGACGGGAAUAACAUUUACAACCUUAAUCGAUGUGCUUGCUCGUGCUCAAAAUUUUUUGGUGGGCUUCAUAGUAAAGACACUGUGCACCCGUCAUUUGAAUGGAAAGGGACAUUUACAAACACCAGAAGUGUGUAUUCAUGGAUGCCAAAAGAAGCCGGGCUUAUAGGACCUUUCCCGGUGUGGUCUUCCACCUUUUCAUCAGAAUUGUCCUAGCUAAAAGAAUAGAGCUGCAAAAUGCAUAUAUUUUUUUCUUGAGCAAUCUUGACAUCUUUUAUGUCUAGGAGUAUUGUGCUUGAAGAAAGAUUUUUAGUUGGGUUCAGUUUGAUAAUGUGCACCUGCUCAAUAGUUAGCGAGCUAGCUAACAUUAGCUUGCUAACUGAGCCAGGCAGUCACACACACUUCAUAUGAAACUAAUCGAGUUGGUAAGUACAUAUGGUGACAACAUUUAAAAUACGCAAAUGA
This is a messenger RNA of Oncorhynchus gorbuscha (pink salmon), 5286 nucleotides long. Its product is annotated as protein PRRC2A. NCBI's taxonomy places the organism in Eukaryota, Metazoa, Chordata, Actinopteri, Salmoniformes, Salmonidae. The record is from RefSeq and is a predicted model, not a curated record. Gene Ontology annotation, cellular component: membrane raft; plasma membrane. Gene Ontology annotation, biological process: T cell receptor signaling pathway; B cell receptor signaling pathway; intracellular signal transduction. Bases 436 to 2076 code for a protein of 546 amino acids. The transcript is spliced from 9 exons.